Molecule: messenger RNA, 577 nt
Organism: Magallana angulata
Lineage: Eukaryota; Metazoa; Mollusca; Bivalvia; Ostreida; Ostreidae
Exons: 4
Coding region: 38-577 (179 amino acids)
Source: RefSeq, a predicted model, not a curated record
CGUAAUAAUACACCAGUGCAUAACGCGUGAACCGACAAUGACGAUUUGUUUUGUGUUUGGGUGUAAUCACCAGGGAUUACGGCGAACAUGCAAGAUGUUUAGAUUCCCAUCCAGUGCCGGGUUGUCAACGAAAUGGGAAAAACUAUGCAGACGUAAGGACAGAGCCGUAGUGUUGCAGAGUGACAGGAUCUGCAGCUGUCAUUUUGUGGAUGGGGACAAGAAUAAUGGCCCAACCAUUUUCCCAUGGAGUUGUGGGAAACUGUUUGAUUUUCCUGAUCCAACCAAAAUAAAUAGAACUGAGAGAAAAGAAAAUCAAAAGAUGGCUGUUUCCAGCACAUCCACAUCUGCAUUAUCAGCCAUGCAUUGUGCAUCAUCUAUGGAUUCAACAUCUGCACACAUAAAUCUGGAUCACAGUUACCAGACUUCCUAUCAUCAUUUAAAGGAAGAGAAUCAGAACCUGAGGCGCGAGGUUGAGGAAUUAAGAAUACAAAUCAGAAUGAUGUCCAUGAAGCUAGCGUUCAGAAUUGGCGAUAUCAUAGAUGACGAGAGAAAGGUACAUUUCAGAUAUCAUGAGUAG